Molecule: messenger RNA, 408 nt
Organism: Aspergillus nomiae NRRL 13137
Lineage: Eukaryota; Fungi; Ascomycota; Eurotiomycetes; Eurotiales; Aspergillaceae
Exons: 1
Coding region: 1-408 (135 amino acids)
Biological process (GO): protein phosphorylation
Molecular function (GO): protein kinase activity
Source: RefSeq, a predicted model, not a curated record
AUGCCUUCAUUCGUGACGGAAGAAGACCAAUACAGAAAGUCGCCAGACUCGCCUCGGACGUUCCAGACAGACUUGUUCGCUCUUGGAUGCCUUAUAUUCGAGAUUGUGGUUGGCUCACGCCCGUAUGAAGAAAUCGCUGAUAAAGACUGGGAAACAAUUGCGGAAAACUACGACCGCGGGAUCUUUCCCCCAGCGGAGGGCUUGAAAUAUGGGGAGAUCAUGUACAAAUGCUGGACGUCAAAAUAUAUGGAUGCCCGCCAACUCCUAUCGGAUAUCGAGAACGUCGACGACACAAAAGUGGAUCUGUUGUCAUCUUUGAUAGUCAACUACCCAGAACGGGCCCUUCUCCCACUUGGACUAGUGUCAGCUUGUAUGCUUGCCUUUUGUAUUUACCAGAGACACAAAUAA